Messenger RNA from Bursaphelenchus xylophilus (pine wood nematode), 231 nucleotides. NCBI's taxonomy places the organism in Eukaryota, Metazoa, Nematoda, Chromadorea, Rhabditida, Aphelenchoididae. The record is from the annotation of a GenBank genome assembly.
AUGCCCUCGAAUGACCGGCUGCUCCAAUUUCGAGCCGCCGUAGCCGGAUUUCUGGUCGAUUACUGCAGAGACGAUGAGCUCAGGAUCCUAUUGAGCAAUCUAUUAUAUCGGAACGCCCGACCGACCGGCGAGGAGAACGAUUGGAACCUCUAUUCUACUGCUGUCGUGGCCUUCCCAAAACUCCCAAUUUUAGCCUGUACUAGUCAGGAAGAAGACGAGAGCCACGCGUAG